AUGGUGUACAAGGCGAAAUUAUCCUCCGGGGACGUGGUAGCGGUGAAAAGAGCCAAGGCGGACCGGAAGCAGGAUGCAGGGAAAUUCCGAAAGGAGAUUGAGCUGCUGUCUCGGGUCAGCCAUAAGAACCUGGUGCGACUGGUGGGGUACUGCAGGGAGGGAGGCGAGCAGCUGCUGGUGUAUGAGUAUGUGGCGGGAGGGAAUCUGUCGCAGAACCUUAACCCGACGUGGAGAGAACGCCACAGCCGUCCGCCACUCAACUGGACAGAAAGACUCCUCAUAGCAGCAGGCACGGCGAGAGGCCUAGCAUACCUGCACGAGGAGAUCAACGUGCCGUUCAUCCACCGGGACGUGAAGCCCAGCAACAUCAUGAUCGACCGCCACGUGGUGGCUAAGAUCGCUGAUUUCGGCACGACCAAGCCCAUGACUCCGGAAGAGCUGAGGAAGAUGUCAGUCACCAUCCAAGGCACCGCUCCCAGCAACAUCAUGAUCGACCGGCACGUGGUGGCCAAGGUUGCUGACUUUGGCACGUCCAAGCCCAUGACGCCUGAGGAGCUGCGGAAGAUGUCAGUCACCAUCCAAGGCACCGCUGUGAGUGCUCUUGGGAGUGCUUGUUGUGAGUGCUCACGGGUAGUUGAGUGGCGAGUGAGUCCAGUUCCACUUGCUGACUUUGGCACGUCCAAGCCAAUGACGCCUGAGGGGCUGCAGAAGAUGUCAGUAACCAUCCAAGGCACCGCUGUGAGUGCUCUUGGGAGUGCUUGUUGUGAGUGCUCACGGGUAGUUGAGUGGCGAGUGAGUCCAGUUCCACUUGCUGACUUUGGCACGUCCAAGCCCAUGACGCCCGAGGAGCUGCGGAAGAUGUCAGUCACCAUCCAAGGCACCGCUGGCUACUGUGACCCGGACUAUCUGCGCACGGGGCACUCCUCGAAGCGCAUCGACGUGUACUCGCUGGGCAUCGUGCUACUUGAACUGCUCACCGGCAAGGGGCCGCACAAAGUCAACCGCCCCUACCGAUUCGAUGUGAAGGAUCGGUUUGACAGAGGGGGAUUACCAUCCAUAGUGGACCCAACCAUGGGCCUUUACCCUGCAGACGAGCUUCACCACGUCUUCGACCUCGCCCUUCGCUGCACCGACAUCCAGAACCCUGCCGCCCGCCCCUCUAUGUCCCGAGUUGUGGCUGAGCUAGAGGCUGUUCUUGAGCCGGAGGCGAUUUCCCGCUUCAUUUCCUCCGGACCGCCGUCUCACGAUUCGGCAGACUUCCGUACCGCGCCGUCAGGCUCGGGAGCUGGCCCGGGUGGGGCGGGGCUGACGCGGUUUGCCGGAGCUGGGAAGCAGGUGGGGCUGGGUGGUGGAGAAGGGGGGGCAGGUUUGGCGGCGGCAGGCUCGGGGGUGGAAGGUUUGGCAGUGGGAGGUACCGCAGGUGCAGCAUUGGCUGCAGCAAUCAGCUCUGCCUCUCCUUCUCGUUCUGACGCUGGUGAUUCUCCUCUCACCCCAGACCCCCCUAUCCCUCCUAACCGCUCUCAACCGCAACCCACCCCUGCUUCUUAUGCGCCUUUUCCUCCUCCAUCCUCGAAAAGAACACCGGGACCCCCAGCAUACAAGGGCAGAGCAGCAGGGGUAGCAGCAGCAGGUGCUGCUGAGGCCACUGGUGGGGAUAUCCGGGGUAUGAGGGAUAGAGAGCUUGAUGGUGCUUGUGUUCCAACAGGUCAAAAUGAUCCAAGAAGCACUGGGGGAACUUAUGUUGUGAGUCACGACGUAGGCGUGCAGAUGAAACCUGCACCAGUUGCCGCCUUCCGAGGGGCGUCGGCAGCUGCUGGGGGAGGCGCAACUGGAGCAGGUGUCAUUGUAGCAGGCGCAAGCGGUGGGAAUGCAGGUGGAAUUGGUGGUGGCGGUGGUGUUGCUGCUCCUAAUCAAGAAUACAGAGCAGGAGAGGGAUUUGGUGAGGGAGAAGGUGGAGGUGAGAGGGGUGAGGGGGGAUAUGAGGAGGGCUUGGAUGCGUCGUUUGAUUCUAGCGGAUUUGAUCGUAGCGGGGUGUUUAGUUAUGGGGCCAUGCCCCCGGCUUAG
This is a messenger RNA of Closterium sp. NIES-65, 2064 nucleotides long. The record is from the annotation of a GenBank genome assembly. Lineage: Eukaryota; Viridiplantae; Streptophyta; Zygnematophyceae; Desmidiales; Closteriaceae.